This is a messenger RNA of Pecten maximus, 5791 nucleotides long. RefSeq names its product E3 ubiquitin-protein ligase UHRF1-like. Gene Ontology annotation, molecular function: protein binding; ubiquitin protein ligase activity. Gene Ontology annotation, biological process: negative regulation of gene expression via chromosomal CpG island methylation; protein ubiquitination. The record is from RefSeq and is a predicted model, not a curated record. NCBI's taxonomy places the organism in Eukaryota, Metazoa, Mollusca, Bivalvia, Pectinida, Pectinidae.
CCACACAAACACAUGUACCCUUGUUUUGACUGAUGCGUUGCAGUCCGACGGACAUCUUACAUUUGUUUGAUCUCCGAAUCUGAACAAUGUGGAUUCAAGUCAGAAGCUUCGAUGGGAAGAUUUCUAUGCAAGUUGACAACUUGUCGAAGUUGACGAAAAUCGAAGAUUUGCGAGAGCGACUUGUUGAAAAGUUCGAUGCACCUACUGAUCGUCAACGCUUGUUUUACAGAGGGAAACAGUUGACAGAUGGUCAUUCACUGUUUGACUACAAUGUUGGUCUGAACGACCUGAUACAGAUCUUGGUAAGACAGGAUGCCCCAACUGACAAAGCCACACCUACAGUCAAUGGCUACAAUAGCGGUGGUGAAGAGAGUUCAGCCUCGGACAAGGAAAACAAAAGGCCUUUGACCCCAGAGCCAGUGGUCGCUACAACAUCAAAAGAAGAGGCAGAGUGUAUGGAAAAUGGAGAAUUACAUUCUACAUACAAGGUUGGAGACAUCAUUGAUGCAAGAGACACAUCUGUUGGAGCGUGGUUCGAGGCCAAAAUUGUGAAAAUUGUGGUAGACACUGGGAAAAAGGCGGGAAAAGUAGCAGAACCAAAUAAUAAUGACGAUACAUUGAGUGGAAUUGAAAACAAUAACAAUAAAUCUACGAGUGGGAAGCUUACAGAAUCUAGUGAUAAAACUGGCGGUAGUCAUGACAACACUGACAGUGGUGCUAAUUCCAUGGAGAUAGAUUGUGAUACUGAAAUAUCAGACAAAGUGAAAACAGACAAAAAGUUUGAGGAAAUUGACAAUUUAAAUGAUAGUUUUGUUUAUCAUGUUGUUUUUGAAGGGUAUGAAGACACAGAUGCAGAAGAACUGACAUGUGGAAGAAUCCGCCCACGUGCAAAGACAGUUAGGACAUUUUCAGACGUUAAAGAAGGACAAAAAGUUAUGAUCAAUUUCAAUGUCGACGAUCCAGACCAGCGUGGCUUCUGGUACGAUGCAAUCGUCACGAAAAAACAGAAUACGCGAACAAUCAAGAAACUAUUAGCAACUGUAUUCAUUGGGCCUGACCUGAUGCCACUUGAUGACUGUAGCAUUCUGUUUUUGAAUGAAAUAUUCGAAAUUGAAAAACCUGGUACACAACUGAAUAUGGAUGAUGUUGCUAAAGAUCCAUCACAAUCGCCAGUCAAACGACAGAACAAGCCUGAUUGUAGUCAUUGUAUGGACAACCCGCGGAGAAAGUGUAAACACUGUGCUUGUUGUGUGUGUGGCGGUAAGAACGAUCCAGACAAACAGGUACUCUGUGACGAAUGUGACCAGGCCUAUCACCUCCAGUGUAUGAAUCCUCCACUUGAUAGUAUCCCCGAGGACGACGAAUGGUACUGUCCCGAUUGUAAAACAGACAGUGACGCCAUUGUAAAAGCAGGCGAGAAGUUAAAGGAAAGCAAAAAGAAAGCCAAGAUGGCAUCAUCAACCAACUCAACAAGUCGUGACUGGGGCAGGGGAAUGGCUUGUGUGGGCCGACAGAAUGUAUGCACAGUUGUUCCAGCAAACCAUUUUGGGUCUAUUCCUGGAGUAGAGGUCGGCACUUUGUGGAAGUUCAGAGUUCAGGUGAGUGAGGCUGGAGUACACAGACCACAUGUGGCCGGUAUCCAUGGACGCGAGGAUGCUGGGGCAUUUUCUAUAGUUUUGUCUGGAGGCUAUGAAGAUGAUAAGGACGACGGAGAACAAUUUACUUACACAGGAAGUGGAGGGCGUGACCUGUCAGGAAACAAACGUACAGCAGAACAGUCAUGUGACCAGGUUCUGACACGGAUGAAUAAAGCUCUGGCAAAGAACUGCAAUGCCGUUAUAGACAGCAAGAAGGGUGCCUGCUCGGAAGAAUGGAAGAAAGGGAAACCUGUGCGUGUAGUUCGUAACUGUAAGGGAAGGAAACACUCCAAGUAUGCCCCAGAGGAAGGCAAUCGCUACGAUGGCAUUUACAAGAUAUCCAAAUACUGGCCAGAGAAAGGAAAGUCUGGUUUCUUGGUCUGGAGAUACUUGUUGAAGAGGGAUGACCCCACGCCAGCUCCCUGGACCAAAGCAGGCAAGAAACGUAUUGAAGAACUUGGCCUUGAAAUGCAGUAUCCUGCGGGCUACCUUGAAGCCAUGGCCAAGAAAGCUGAGGAGGAGGAGUCAUCGGGUGCCACAUCUGCUAAAAAAGGAAAAGGGAAGAGGAAACGGACUGACUCUGAUUCUUCACCAGGUGGAACGCCAGAGAAGAAACAGAAGGUUGUAAAAUACAGUAUAGAUUCUGCCCAGUUAAAGCUCAUCAAAGAGGACGAAAUUAACAAGAAACUGUGGAAAGAUGCCAUGUUACUCACGAAGGAGGGGGGACAGAAAUUUCUAGGAAAAGUAGAGGAGCUGUUUAACUGUAUCUGUUGCCAGGAGGUUGUGUUCAAACCUGUCACCACUGUCUGCAACCAUAAUAUUUGUAAGCCAUGUUUAACCAGAUCAUUCAAAGCAGAGGUGUACAACUGUCCCAUGUGUCGAGCUGAUCUGAAGCAAGAAGAGGAUGAACUCAAAGUGAACAAAACCCUUCGGACAAUAUUACAGAAUUUCUUCCCUGGUUACGAAGCAGGCAGAUAGAUCAUAUCUUUUACAUUUACAUUAUGUCUGUCCCUGUUGUCACAUAUACUGUCAUUUCUCAAAACUUCAACUCUUGUCAGAUUCAUUAAAAGCAACAACAAAUAUAUACUGUGACCCAGGUAGGGGGUUUGGGAAGUCUACAGAGAUAUGAAAUCUAUAUUUAUCCAGUAGUUCACUGUUAAUGGGCUAAUAUUUUAUUUGAAUUAAAAACGGCGUUGCUUUCUUUAUAAAAUAAGUCAAAUUAAUAACAUAUUCUGCACACUUGCAGGCCCCUGCUGUUCAGAUACACAAUCAAUAUUAAGCAUCCGAGAUUUAUAUUGAAUCCAAAACAUUAAACUUGGGUUGUUAUGAAUAUGACUCAAUUCAACCGAUACUUCACAUUGGUGCAUAUUUUCACCUGAAAAACCUCUAAUGAUGCUAAUGUUUAUAUUUAGUACUAGUCAAAAUAUUCAUCUUUGUUACAUCACUUCUUGUGCCAUUAAGCCAAGAUCUCAUAAGUGUGUCUGUUUUGUAUGAAUGUGGAUUAGUUCCUAACAAAUCAUGUGAGAGGUUCAUAUUUACAAUAUCUUUAAGUAACCUCUAUAAUUUUUCAGCUAUUAUGUACAAUAUCUGUGACAAUCCCUUUGACCUGUUACCUCUUUACGAAGAAAACGAGAUCCAACGUCAGGUAUUGGUAGUUCUGUACAUACGGUGGCCUCUCUAGGGUACAAGUCCAGUCCAGGAUAUGUAUAAACAUGACGGUACAGACCUAGUAUGCCAAAACAUGUAAACCGUUAAACCUGUUGAAGAUUUCCCUGGGGUUGUUUCUUUUAACUUACUGUUACCUCUAGGUCUGAAUUUGAUAUAAUUAAUUUUACUCCAAUUCUGCUUAUUUGAUUACAGUUAGCGUACAUAUUUUAUCAGUAACAUUAUUUUUGCACUGUAUUACAAUAAUGAUUGCUCUUCCUUUAUGCUAUUUCUAUAGAACUCAAUUUUGUUGGGCCAAAAUGAUUGCUCUUUCUUCAUACUAUUGUACUAGGUAAGUACAGAAGAGUAAAGUUCUCUCUCUAAAACAAGGUUUACUUCCUACGUCGUCAUGUUUAGUUUGUAGAGACAGUUGCUGUAAUUUGCAGCAGGUAAUAUAAUUAUGUAUUUAAAGAUGCUUGCUCAUUUUGAUAUAAACUUUAUGCUCACCAAGUUUAUAAUAAUUGUCAACUGAUUUUGUUGACAACAGUUAAACACUAUUAUCAUUCUCCGAGUCUGCUUGAUAUACAGUACUGUAUAAUGAAAUAUACAGAAAGUUGAGUUUUCUUUUUAAAUGAAAUAUUUAUGAAGAUAUUUUAUCCCUGAGUUAGCCCUAUUAUAUACUAUGAUAUAUAGGACUAUUAUGAUUUUGUCAUUGAACAGUCAUUGAAUUAACUCUGGUGUCUCGGUCACACUUGUGAGAAUAUCUCUGACUAUGUACAGGAUAAACAAACCCGCAAGUCGUCCCAAAUUUCAAAACUUGUUUUUAAUUUCCAUUGAUUCCUUUGUUUAAAAAAACCCAGAGAUCUAAUGAUGGAUUGUGAGGAAAAACCCAGAAUUAAAAUAUUGAGUAACUUUCAUCUCCUGUAGGCAACAAAGACAUUCUGAUGGAAUGAAUCAUGAAGCCGACUUACAAGUAUGUUAGUGAAUAUGGACUAAUUUCUUGUUAAUUAAUAUUACAAGAAUUAUUUUUGAACAUGGUACUUGUACUUAAUUUGCUGAUACAUGAAUGGAUCGACUUAUAAACCAGUAAAGUCACAUAUCAAAAACAUUACAUUCUCCUGAAAAUGCUCAUUCAUAAAUUUUCAUUAAUCACUUUAUACAUACAUUAUAUACGACUCCUUCGUGUUUGUUCUUCUCAGUAAACAUGAUAAACAAUGAAAGGAACGUUUUCUUAUCCCACUUUCAUGUCUGAAUACAUUCAAACUUUGCCCAGAAGAAUACAGUUAUUCAUUUUCAUAAAUAUGUACAAAGAUCGUUUAAAUGUAAUCUAAGAUUUAAUGGAAAUCAAUCAAGAUGAAGAUCAAGGAAUGGGGUAUUACAAAGAAUAUAAAUAGAUAAGUUGGAUAUGGUCAAUAUAUUUGCAUCUUGUCAAGUUUAGUGCUGUAGGUCUGUGAGUAUUUGUUAGUACUGUGGUAUAUCUGUUAGUACUGUGGUACACUGUAUAUCUAUGUUCUGUCUCAGUACAGUUUUCUACCAUCGUUGUUGGUGCUCGUGUUUAUUUUAUUUCAAAAUGUUGAGAUUUAUUCCUAUACUUACCAUUAUUUGUACUUUAUUUUAAUAUACUAAUGUGAGGUACUUGUACUAUUUUUCGAAGUUUAGCUUGUGUUGAUGUCCUAGAAAAUGCUUAGAUUCAGAGUCGAAAGGUUUAUUGUAAUCCAAUGCUUUGUAAAUAAAUGUAGCAUGUGGAAUGAAAUGUAUGUACAGAAAAAACUGUCCAUGGUGUUUGUGCAUAGUAUCUAGAUUUUUUUUUUUAUAAGAAGAAUAAUGCUUUUCUGCAAGAUGUACAAUGAUUUUUGCUUGAAUAAUUAGUAGUUUUAUGAAAUUAAUAUCCGAUUGCAAUGCAUUUAAAAAAGACUGAACUAGCUUCAAGCUUGUAUUAAUUAUUUUUCAAGAAAAAGAUAUGUGAUAAAUGCUUGCAAGACAUGUACCUCACUUGUCUGAAAUCAGGUUUGAUGAUUUAUAAAUUAUGACUUAUAAUAUGUGUGUUUAAAAAUGUCUUUAGAGAGAAUCUGAUAUACAAUGGAAGCAAAUUGAAAUAGGCCACAGGAAGCCACAUUUUCACUCUAGAUUUAUAUAGAAUUAACUGUCAUGGUUUGUUUUGACUUUGAAUGUUCUUUUUACUAGUGGGAGAUAAUCAAAUUUUGGAAGAAUCGUGAUUGUCAAACGUGAUUGUCAAAUAUUGAUUCAUGUAAAGGUCCUGCUGAAGGAAGUUCAUGCCUUUUUCUGAAGAUUCUGUCGCGAGUAAUAAUCCCAAUGGAAAUUAUUUCAUAUUCAACGAAAUUCAAAUGUGCAAUUUGCUUUCUAUGCACAACAUUUUUGUUCCUAAAUGUAGCAAGAAGUCUGCAUUCCAAUCCAGUCAAAAAAAAAGUCCUGAAGAUAGAAGCCUUCAGUUUAAUAAUUGUAAAAGGCAUAUUGUUCCACAAAUGGUGUGAAUCUAAUGGAAAAGCACU